AUGGCUUUUAGGUUCGUCGUUCCAUAUUUGACUUUCACGCUUUUCGUUGCCUCCGUCCUGGCGGCGCAAGAUGCUCCGGCGCCGUCGCCCUGGCUGUGGGCGGGACACAACCACAUGGCUCCGGUGCCAUCUCCAUGGGUGGGCCAUCAGUACACGGCUCCGGCGCCGGCGCCGGCGACUGAAGAAGGGCCCCACCACAGCAUGCCUCCUACGCCGCCGCCUGCAGUGCGCAACAGCCACAGCAUACCUCCUACGCAUCCACCUGCAGCGGGCAACAGCCCCGGUGUGGCUCCGGCGCCGCCUCCCUCUGCCGCCUUCGGUUAUUCUCCGUCUGCGGUUGUUGGGUUUAUCGCCUUGGUGGUUCCUUUCUUGGGGGAGAUCGUUAAAAGAAUUUAA
Molecule: messenger RNA, 396 nt
Organism: Erythranthe guttata (spotted monkey flower)
Lineage: Eukaryota; Viridiplantae; Streptophyta; Magnoliopsida; Lamiales; Phrymaceae
Source: RefSeq, a predicted model, not a curated record